AUGGGGAUCAAUUUCCUGUUUAACAAUUCUUUUCAUUAUAGAAGUCAAGUUCUACCCUCAGGUGACCUUCAAAUUACCGCUAAGUUCACUUUCAACAUGCCCGGGUUGGACACUCUGGAGGUUCCUAAUAUUCCAGAAGUGAAAUAUGAAUAUCUAGAUCACACUGCUGAUGUACAGUUACAUUCCUGGGGUAAUAACCAAACAGAAGCAUUUGAACAAAUUGCCAUGGCGAUGUUCAACUAUAUGACAACAAACUACGACUCAGUGGAUACUUCACAAAGAUUUGAAAUUGAAGCUGAUGGUCACGAUAUGAUGUCAUUACUUUUUCAUUUUCUGGAUGAAUGGUUAUUCGCGUUUUCAGCUGAUCCAUUUUUCAUUCCACGGAUUGUUAAAAUAACAGAAUUUGAUAAGGAAAAAUUCCACAUUAAAUCAUCUGGGUAAGUUCUGUGCUUUUUGAGGAAAAGAAAACCAAUGUCAUAUUAAUUUAUUGUUAUAGUUGGGGUGAACCUUUUGACAUUUCAAAACAUCCUCAGGUUGGUUAUACUCUUCGUUUUGUCCUUAAUGUUAAAGUACUUUGUAUAAUGUUUAGUUAUUUCGAUUAGUGAUUGCAAACUUAUUAAUGUGAUUUACAGAUUUAAUUUUAGAAAAGCACAAAAAGCCCUGUACCUCGUAAACGAAUUGCAUUAUUAUUAUUAUUAUUAUUAUUAUUAUUAUUAUUAUUAUUAUUAUUAUUAUUAUUAUUAUUAUUAUUAUUAAUGCUGUAGGAUUUAUUCCAAACAGCACGACAUUGGCUCAUACUUAACUUUCAACGUGUCUUUUAAAUCAUAUUUUAUUGAAGAUCAUAUUACUUUUAUUUCGAAUAGUUGUAGUUUUUAUUAAAUAUUUUCUUUGCAAAAUUCUAGGGUACUGAAGUGAAAGCUAUUACCUAUUCAAAUAUGCAAAUUCAUGAAAACGAACAUAUGCACGAAUUGUUUGUAAUUAUUGAUAUUUAAAAAAAAUUAUGUUUAUAUAUACAUUUAUUUGAAACUAAAUUUA
Molecule: messenger RNA, 1035 nt
Organism: Schistosoma intercalatum
Lineage: Eukaryota; Metazoa; Platyhelminthes; Trematoda; Strigeidida; Schistosomatidae
Source: the annotation of a GenBank genome assembly